GGUGUUUUUCUGUGACCAGGGCAAGGCAAUUUUCCUCAAAAGUGAAUGUUCCCUCUCUGACAAGUCUUUGCCAGUUAUCCCUAUCCUGGGCUGCUGUCUCCCAGUGUGUGGUGUCAAUGCCACACUUCUUGAUGUUAUCUUGAAGGUGUCUUUAAAGCGUUCCUUUUGGCCUCCCUGUUUCCUUUCUCCUUUGGGCAUGGCAACACUUGCGAGUUACAGCACAUUAAAGCAGCCCAGUGUGCUCUAACUCACGACGCAUCCACACUGGCAAGGCACGUAGAGCACUCUGACUUCGCGGCUAGAGCGCUCUUGGUACUCCACCUCAGCGAGUGGAAUAACGUUUGAUGCACCCCCGCUGGAGUGCCGCGGCGCCAGUGUGGAUGCCCUGGUCUGUUAAUGCGAUCUGAUCAGCCUCCAGAAGUGUCCCACAAUGUCUGUCCUAGCCACUCUGGUCAUCACUUUGAACCUAUACUGCCCUACCCUCAGGUGCCAAACCAUCAGACCCGCCCUUUAAAUUCUCUGGGAAUUCUGAAAAUCCCCUUCCUGUUUGCCCAUCCAGGCGUGGAGUACUCUCAGCGAAUCUUUCCAGGUGACAGUGCCUCCAUGUGCCAGGCAAUCCCCAGUAUGGAGCAAUGGCGAGGUGCUGGACCUCAUCAGUUUUUGGGGGGAGGAAGCUGUCUAGUCACAGCUGUGCUCCAGCCAUAGGAAUUCUGAUACCUUCGGGCAGAUAUCAAGGGACAUGAUAGAAAGGGGCCAUGACCGGGACUCACUGCAGUGCAGGAUUAAAGUGAAGGAGCUGCAGAAUGCCUACCGCAAAGCCCGCGAGGUAAACUGCUGCUCCAGUGCUGCCCCUGCGACCUGCCGUUUCUACAAAGAGCUGGACGCGAUACUUGGGGGCGACUCCACCUCCGCUCUGAGUACCACCAUGGACACUUCAGAGCCCAGUUCAACAAGGCAGGAGGAGGAGGAGCAAAGCGGGAGUGAGGGUGCUGAGGCGGAGGAAGACACCCCGGAAUCCCUAGAUGCAUGCAGCCAGGAGCUGUUCUCAAGAUGCAGCUUUGAGAUCUCAGCCGUCCAUGUUAUCACCGGCCAAGAGACUGCAAAGAAUCAGGAAGAGGCUACGUAGAAGCAAAGAAGACAUGCUGCAUGAAGUAAUGCAGCAGUCACUUAACACAAAUCUAAAAGCACAGGAGUGGAGGGAGAGUGAAAGGAGGAUCUGCCAGCAGAAUGUGGAUCGCCGGCACAAAAGCUCGGAGCUCCGGCAGCAAAGCACGGAUUGGCUGAUAAGCAUCAUGGAGCACCAAGUGGACUCGAUCCAGGCGCUUGUAGCCAUGCAAGCGGAGCACUACUGCCCCCCCCCCCCCCCCCCCCGCAGCCCUUGUCCCAAAACUUUUGUCCCCUGUGCUCCCAUGUCACCUCCAACCCACUUCCCCCAACAUCCGGGUUCUUACCGCUACCGGCUGCCUCCAACACCUGUAUCUUCACCAUCCAGCCCUGAAAACUAUGACCCUUACCCACUGCACUCAACCCCCAUCACAAUGCAGUAUAGCCAUCCUGAAGUGCGGCACUCAUUGCGCAGCACUCCAGGCAGGAAGGCUGAGUGUAAUAACAGGACAUACGCAAAUCUGUGAUUGUACCGUUCCCCACCCCACCCCCUUGCCCUUUCUGUUUCCCAAGCGGUUGUGUUUCUUUUCAAUAAAUGGAUUUUUUGGCUUUGAAAACAUUCUUUAUUAUUGCAUAAAGUAAAAGAUACCUUAGCCCAGGAAACCAACAGGCACUGCAAGUCAGCAUCGCAAACACAGAUCCUACUAACAUUGGAACCACUGCACUUCACUCCCAUGCAGGGCACCAAACAUUACUGGUGGCUUUCAGCCUCAGAUUGCUCCCUCAAGGCAUCCCUAAUCCUUGCAGCCCCAUGCUGGGCCCCUCUAAUAGCCUUGCUCUCUGGCUCUUCAAAUUCAGCCUCCAAGUGUUGA
Malaclemys terrapin pileata is the source of this 1976-nucleotide messenger RNA. Its product is annotated as zinc finger protein with KRAB and SCAN domains 2-like. The transcript is spliced from 2 exons. The record is from RefSeq and is a predicted model, not a curated record. Lineage: Eukaryota; Metazoa; Chordata; Testudines; Emydidae. Bases 740 to 1126 code for a protein of 128 amino acids.